This is a messenger RNA of Cricetulus griseus (Chinese hamster), 417 nucleotides long. The record is from RefSeq and is a predicted model, not a curated record. Lineage: Eukaryota; Metazoa; Chordata; Mammalia; Rodentia; Cricetidae.
AUGAUGGCCAGACCUUGGAAGGCGUCACAGCUCCUGUUAGCCAUCUUGGUGGCCCUGGUGGCCUUCAGCUACCAACAAAAGAGGAAGACAUUCAUAAGUGUCCGUGAAGUGAAUGCCCUGGAGCCUCCUGUGCCGGACACAUUGGACUAUGUCACAGACGCAUACAACAAAGAAAGUGAAGACGUGUACAACUUCCGGAUCCUUCGCAUCCUGAAGAUUGAGAAGCGGGUGACAGACCACCUAGAGUUUCGCAUCAGAGUGGAAAUGCGGAGGACCACCUGCUUCAAAACAGAGAAGAGCACCUGUGAUGUCCAGGAAGGGGAACUUUACAAGCAAAUCCAGUGCUACUUCUCAGUGUAUGUCAUACCCUGGUUUGAAAGAUACAAAAUUCUCAAAAAAAACUGUACCAAUAGCUGA